UUUGGUUUGGACCUACGCUUUCUCUCAGUUCCCUACUUGCUCUGCUCUCUGCCACACUGCUGAGUGCUGAUGGAGCUUUUUGAAGAGGCGCUGCAGUAUCUUAUAUCCUCCGGUAUACCGGUGGAGGAAAAUGAACCUGUGGAUUCAGAAUUCGCUCAUGAAGUGUUUGAGGAUGAGAAUGACUGGAUUCCUCACAUCAGUGAGGAGGUAGCAGUAUUUCCAGACACACCGACGUAUAAAAGCCCAGAGGACAUGCUGAAUAAAAGACUGCAGCUACUCAGAGAGAUUUUAAUCAGUGAAGAGAUCUACCUGAAUGAGUUGGAAACCCUGCUCAUGCCCAUGAAGGCUCUCAGGGCCUCAGCUGGUACAUCCCAGCCUGUGUUGUCCAUUGAACAGGUCCAGACCGUGUUCUUCCAGCUGCCAGAGCUCUUAGCUCUCCACACUGAGUUUCACAGCAACCUCAGAGAUAAACUACAGUUGUGUUUAGAUCUAGAGCUAGGACUUCCUCUGCAGCUGCACCAUGAGAACCAUGACCUGUCUGUCGGAGACCUCUUCAUCAAAUUUGUGAGCCAGUUAGGAGUGUACCGAGGAUUUAUUGAUAAUUAUGAGAAUGCUGUAGAGAUAGUGAAGAAAUGCACUCAAUCAGACCCACGAUUCCGAACUCUUGCUCAGAGUAUGAAGUCCACCAGAGGAUCAGACAAUUGCAGAGCAAUGUACACCUUUGAAGCUCUCCUGUACAAGCCUCUGGACAGAGUGACUAAGACUACACUUGUACUGCAUGAUCUGCUGAAACACACUCCAACUGAUCACCAAGACAGUGUAGUGCUACAGGAAGCUUUACGUGUUUCAAGCAGCUUCCUGUCUGGGGUUAAUGAGGGAUUGCAAUGCAAGACAUCAGUCACAAUUAGCAGAGGAGAGAGACGACAGCUUGUGCGUGAUGGAUUUGUGGUGGAGGUCUGUGAAGGUGGGCGGAGCCUCAGACACCUUUUUCUCUACACAGAUCUACUGCUGUGUGUCAAGCUGAAGUAUGGGGCUAUGGGGAAGCAGCCUCACUACAGGUUUUGUUGGUAUAUGCCAAUCACGGGACUAAAGAUAACCUGGGCAGCAGAGCAGGAAGCAUCUGCUGACCUUCAGCUUAAAAUCAGCAACAUGAGACUAAAGUUGUUCCAUUUGAGGCGAGCAUUCCGGCAGUUCAUGAAAGAGAAGAAAGGGUCUCUUUCUCGUGCUGCUGAUCGCUGUAAAAGGAAACUCGAGACUUGUGAAAUUUGGCUUCUCACCCAUGAGCCUUCUUUUAUCUUAGAUUUACAUAGCCCCAGCAGUAAGAGUCACACCAUUCACUUACCUUCUCUGUAUGAACUGGAUGAAUGGAGAGAAGCGAUUAACAAACACAAAGCAGAGGAUGUAGAGACAGUGCCACCAGACUUACUCUCUCUAACCAACUCUUGUGUAAAACUACGAAUGACUCAACAUCUCCCCCUUUGCUGCCUUCAGCCUGACGAAGAGGAAAAUAGCAUGUGUGGGAGUGUGUAUGUGAUUGUGCAUUCAGCCUGUGGGCUACAGCAGCCAGCCAGUGUCUAUGUGUGUGUGGAAGUUGAUGGCUUUGAGAUUUCUGACAGAAGAGCUCAGACUUGUCUUUCAUCAUAUAGUCCGACGCCACAAUGGGAUCAGGAGCUGGUGCUGAAGGUGGAUGGAGCUCAGCACCUCCGCCUGCUGUGUGUCUCUCAGUCAGAGGAGAACAUUAUGGGCAGAGCUGUGAUACAGUUAAAUCCUGUUGAGAUGCUAAAAAAGUGGAAGAAAAUGAGCGUGAAUUUGGGCUCCGUAGAGGUGAUGCUGUCAAUCAAAUACUCACCCCAUGUACUCGAGCCACCCAGUUCAGUCCCUCUCCAGCACAAGCCUGUAUUCUGUGUGCUGAUUGGAGAUGUAGCAAGACAAGAGCACGUGCUGGUUCCUCAUAUAGUGCGUUCCUGUGUGGAUGAGGUCGAGAGGAGAGGACUGGAAGAAGAAGGCAUUUACAGAAUCUCAGGAGCCAGCAAUGAGAUUCAGGCUCUAAAACAUGCAUUUAAUACCAAUUACUGGGAGGCUAUGAAUAAGGUGAGAAAUGUGGAUGUGAAUGUAGUGUCUGGCACUCUUAAGCUGUACUUGAGAGAAUUGCCUGAGCCUCUUAUUCCUGCUGCACAUUUUCAGAGUCUCUCUAAAGCAAUGGAUCUGACAGACCCAAAUCUCAGAGCGAGCACCAUGUUGUCUGAGCUGCAAUCCUUCCCUGACGUCAAUCGCAACACACUUCUCUUCCUCUUACGUCACCUUAAAUGGGUUGCACAGAAGGAGGAACUGAAUAAAAUGUCUCUCAGUAAUCUGGCCACAGUGUUUGGCCCCACUUUAAUGCGCCCCCCAGUGGCCAGUCUAGAUCAGUACGCUCCACCGGUGGACAUCUCUCAAGAGGUUGAGGUUCAGGUCCACGUGAUUUACCGCUACCUCCAGAUUCCGAAUCUACCAGAAGCUCUCACUACAAAACCACUGGAUACUGAGGAAGACCCGUGAAAGUUAAUGUUGUGUGUUGUACAUACAUACAUGCAUAACAGGAGCAAACAUCUGGCAAAAUAUCUUCUUGUCAAGUUCACAGGCAAUUUAUAGGAACCAUGUACAUACCAUGUAUAUUUAUUUUAUUUAUUCUGAAGAUUAAUUGUAUCACCCUGUACAUUGCCUCUAUGAUUACAAGAAACUUG
Neoarius graeffei (lesser salmon catfish) is the source of this 2723-nucleotide messenger RNA. Its product is annotated as active breakpoint cluster region-related protein. Gene Ontology annotation, cellular component: membrane. The coding region runs from base 70 to 2538 and encodes 822 amino acids. Gene Ontology annotation, molecular function: GTPase activator activity; guanyl-nucleotide exchange factor activity. Gene Ontology annotation, biological process: positive regulation of GTPase activity; signal transduction. Lineage: Eukaryota; Metazoa; Chordata; Actinopteri; Siluriformes; Ariidae. The record is from RefSeq and is a predicted model, not a curated record. The transcript is spliced from 22 exons.